CCGAACCUCAUCCUCCUCCACAACCUUUUCUCUCUGCACUUGAAGACCCAGUCCUCGACUGCUUUUACACAGCUCUCUGCUCUCUGCUCUCUGCUUUCUGCUUUCAUCAGCAGCUUCCCUCGAAGCUUGCUCAACAGUCAACACGCAAGGACUCUCUGACAUCGAGGCCCUUCUCGAGGAAGCUGCGUCGGCUGCGGCCGCUCUCGACCGGGAAAAAAAUUCUAGCUCCGUCAAGAAUGAACAUCGAGACGGCACCCGUCGCGAUGAUAACCGUGACAGGGAUCGCGCCCGUGGCCGCGACCGCGAUCGAGAUCACCGUCGCGAUCGUAGCCGCAGCAAGGUCAAGACAGAAGACGGCGAUGUCGAAAUGACAGAUGCUCAUUAUAGCGGUGGAAGCCGUGACUCUCACCAUUCCAAUAGGCACCGCUCACGCUCGCCCCGUCGUCGCGAUGAUCGUCGACGCGGCGAUUUCUAUCGAGGAGGUCACAACCGCUCCCGGUCUAGGUCCCCAGACCGACACUAUCAACCCCGGGGUGGCCGCCGUGACCGAGAUAGAGAUUAUCCUCGGGAUCGAGAUAAUCGAUAUAACCGCGGAGGACGCUAUGCUCGACGUGGAUCCCGCGACGAGAGCCCUAAGCGUCGAAAGACCCCGGAGCCGGUACUAACCGAAGACGAGCGUGACAGACGCACAGUCUUCGUCCAGCAGCUGGCGGCCCGUCUUGAGACUAGGCACCUAUUCGACUUCUUCAACAAAGUCGGUCGAGUCAAGGAGGCCCAGAUUGUGAAGGACCGCGUCUCGGGACGCUCGAAAGGCGUUGGUUACGUCGAAUUCUUCGACGAGGAGUCUGUCGCGGCCGCAAUUGAGCUCACGGGCCAAAAGCUGAAGGGCGUUCCAAUCAUUGCGCAACAUACGGAAGCCGAGAAGAAUCGCCAGGCGCGUGCUGAGGGCGCUCCCAGCGCUGCGAGCGGCGUUCCAUUCCACCGUCUCUAUGUCGGCAACGUUCACUUCAGCAUCACCGAGAUGGACCUCAAAAACGUCUUCGAGCCUUUCGGCGAGCUCGAGUUUGUCCAGCUGCAGAAGGAGGAAACUGGUCGUAGUAGGGGCUAUGGCUUCGUGCAAUUCCGCGAUCCUGCCCAGGCCAAAGAAGCUCUCGAGAAGAUGAACGGGUUUGAACUAGCUGGCCGCCCGAUCCGCGUCGGCCUUGGCAACGACAAGUUCACGCCGGAGUCAACAGCCAAUCUGCUACGUAGCUUCAACGGACAGGCUCAGCCCCAGUUCCAGGGCUCGGCUUUCUCGGGACAUGGAGGUCGUGGCAUCCACGCUGGUGGUGCUGGCGGCAGUUUUGAUCGCACCGGUGGACGAGACAAUGACCGCAAAGCUGGCGGCGCUAGUGCCCUUGACGACACGGAUGUUGCGGGUGUCAACUUCAACAACUACUCCCGAGACUCCCUCAUGCGCAAGCUCGCCCGGAUUGAGGAUCCGCCCGCUACUAGUGCUAAUCGCCAGGCGAUCCAGCCAAAUCCUCGCCAGGCGAUUCGCGUCGAGGCCCCCAUGGCUAGUCGCUGUAUUGUACUCAAAGACAUGUACGGCUCGGAAGAGGUCGAAGAGGGUGGACCCAAUUGGAAGUCCGAACUGGCCGCCGAGGUCAGAGAUGAGUGCAAUGAGUCUUAUGGCACGGUCCUCCAUAUCGGAAUCGAUCCGGUGUCGACCCCGGGCGAAGUCUACGUCAAAUUUACGGAGAUCGCGGGUGGUGAGAAAGCAAUCAAGGGCCUCAAUGGUCGCUACUUCGCAGGCCACAUGGUUACCGCAGAGCCCGUCUCUGAUGCCAUGUAUAACAUUCGGUUCCCGAAUUCGGUCCCGAGAACCCAGCUCAGCAUUCGCAACCGUUAAGACUACCAUAAUUUGUCACACAAGUAUCUGCCCUCUCAGCGGCCCAGUCCCCCUCAUUGAUCGCGAAGUUUGCUGACACAGUUGAGUAGCUACGUUCGAACGGUUUUCC
This is a messenger RNA of Mytilinidion resinicola, 2000 nucleotides long. RefSeq names its product splicing factor, CC1-like protein. The transcript has 6 exons. Gene Ontology annotation, cellular component: nucleus. Gene Ontology annotation, molecular function: RNA binding. Lineage: Eukaryota; Fungi; Ascomycota; Dothideomycetes; Mytilinidiales; Mytilinidiaceae. The record is from RefSeq and is a predicted model, not a curated record. The coding region runs from base 368 to 1891 and encodes 507 amino acids. Gene Ontology annotation, biological process: mRNA processing.